Molecule: messenger RNA, 492 nt
Organism: Malassezia globosa CBS 7966
Lineage: Eukaryota; Fungi; Basidiomycota; Malasseziomycetes; Malasseziales; Malasseziaceae
Exons: 3
Coding region: 1-492 (163 amino acids)
Cellular component (GO): mitochondrion
Source: RefSeq, a predicted model, not a curated record
AUGCCUGACUCGAUGACAACUCCUAUGCUAAAGCACAUCAAUCCGUUUCUUGCGGAUAUGAGGAAGCAUGCGAGCGAUUCACGUCCAGCAUACGCGAUGUCAGCCUUGUGUGCCAUGUCGAUGCCAUUUGGAUUUGGAUAUGCGAUCAAGACAGCGGGGAAUGAAGCUGCGAAGAAAGCCCCACGCCUCAUUCCGCCUUUCUGGCAGCUUCUUGGAUUCAGCGUAUUCUUUGGUACGGGCGCGUACAUGAUUGAUCAUGGUGAUGUGCUUAAUGGAAGUGGCGUCAUUUCUGCCUGGUCACUUACCUAUGUAACAUUCCACACACUACGAACUGCUAGGUGGCUCUUGCGCUCGCCACUCGCCCUGCUUCUCAGUUCAACAGUGACCGGAAUUGGUCUGGGUGUGUAUGCGAAUUAUUACUUCGACAAGUCGAGCUGGCGUGGUGCAGUGCCCGGCCUCUUGCCCAAACCCAGAGAGUCUAGGCUUGUGUGA